CAUGACACUGGUUAUAUGGCGGGUCAUUGCAAAGAGCCGCACAAGUAUGCUGCGAAAUUAGGUAACAUGAGCUGAAAAUUAUUGAGCAAUUGAGUGAGAAAUAAUCGUUUGGCAUUGGAGAUGAGGAGAUUUUGUGUGCGCAAUGGUAUUCCUUUUCUCUCUUUGUCUCCUAAUUCUCAUUCUCGUUUUACGGCAAUUUCAGUGAGAAUUUUUAGUAAUAAAUCCAUUUCUAAAUUUGAUUGUGGGUUUAACAUCAACUGUUUAGAUGAUGCUGUGAUUCUCUUUAAGCAAAUGGUUACAAUGAAGCCUCUUCCAUCAGUUGUUGAAUUUUCUAAAUUAUUUAAGACUAUGAUAAAUAUGAAGCAUUAUUCUGCUGUUGUUUCUCUUUUUGGAGAAAUGCAGAAAUUGGGUAUCCCAAACAAUGUAUUCAUCUUAAAUAUUGUCAUUAAUAGUUAUUGCUUGAUGCAUUGUGUUGAUUGUGCAUUUUCGGUGUUACCCAUUUACCUCAAGAAUGGUAUUCCGUUUACUGUUGUCACCUUUACCACCCUAUUAAGGGGAAUCUUUGCUGAAAAUAAGGUGAAAGAUGCUGUUGAAUUGUUCAAAAAGGUGGUGAGGGAGAAGAUUUGUGAGCCCGACACCGUCAUGUAUGCAACCGUCAUGAAUGGGCUUUGUAAAAGGGGUUAUACAGAGAAGACUUUAAGUUUGCUCCGGUUAAUGGAACAAGGGAACAACACUAAACCCAACAUAAAUAACUACAGCAUCAUUAUAGAUGCCCUUUGCAAAGAUGGGAACUUAGAUGUUGCUAUCAAUCUUAUGAAUGAGAUGAAGCAGAAAGAUAUUCCUCCAGACAUAGUUACAUAUAACUCAAUAAUUGAUGGUAUGUGUAAGCUUGGUGAAUGGGAAAAGUGUAAGACUUUCUUCUCUGAGAUGGUAAACCUUAAUAUUUAUCCAAAUGUUCAAACCUUCACCAUACUAACAGAUGGACUCUGCAAAGAAGGAAAAGUCGAAGCUGCCAUGGAAGUAAUGGGAUACAUGAUCGAAAAAGGUGUAGAGCCUAACGUAUUCACCUACAAUUCAAUAAUGGAUGGAUAUUGUUUGACUGGUCAACUUGAUGAAGCGAGGAGACUUUUUGAUUUCAUGAUAAAUAGGUGCAUUGAGCCUAACAUUAUUAGCUACAACAUACUAAUAAAUGGGUACUGUAAGAAAAAGAAAUUGCCUGAGGCCAUGCAAUUAUUUUGUGAAAUUUCUCAAAAGGGACCAAAGCCUAGUACUUCCACCUACAAUACUAUCUUGCAAGGUCUGCUUGGUGUCGGAAGAAUUGGAUCUGCUAAAAGUAUCUAUGCUGAGAUGCUAUCUGCAGGGUGUAUUCCUAAUUUGUACACUCAUGGCAUUUUGCUCAAUGGUUAUUUUAAGUAUGGACUUGUUGAAGAAGCGAUUUCACUCUUUAAUAAGUUGGAAAAAAAGGGAGAAAAUACUGAUAUUGGAUUUUACAAUGUUGUCAUUAAUGGAUUGUGCAAAAAUGGUAAACUUGACGAAGCUCAUGCUCUUUUUGAGAAGCUUUCUUCAAUGGGAUUGCUUCCGAAUGUGAAAACAUACACUGUAAUGAUAACUGGAUUUUGUUUACAAGGAUUAUUAGAUGAAGCUAAAUAUAUGCUUAUGAAAAUGGUGGGCAACAAUUGUUAUCCAAACAAUUUCACCUACAAUGUUAUGGUGCAAGGAUUCCUCAGGUGCAGCAGAAUUAGUGAAAUGACAAUUUUCAUGAAGGAAAUGACCGGAAGAGGCUUCUCAUUUGAUGCAUCUACAACUAAGUUAUUGAUAAACAUUAUAGGGGAUAAACCUUUAGUCCUUGACAUGAUACCCGAGCUUCACUUGAAAAAUAAGAAAAGCUGAUUGAUUGCACUUAAGAUGCUGCUUGAGAUUUUUAGGCAGGCCUAUUGAGGAGGUAAUUAAAUAUUUUGAGUUUUUUUCAGACUUCGUUUUCUUAGAAAUCAGAUGUUUCUUAAUAUGGGAAGAAAUGGUGACCAUAUUGAUUUUCCUAAAAAGUAGAAGUGAGUUUCCUUGUGUGUACACAUUAUAAGUCUGUUAAUAUCACUUUAAAUGCUAUUUAGUUAUCUUCAGGUAGUCUUUUUAUCGUUGUCUUCAAGUAUUAUCAGUUUCUAUAUAUUUUUUUUUAAUAGAUGAUGACUGUCUUUAACUUAAAAAUUGCUA
Molecule: messenger RNA, 2208 nt
Organism: Solanum lycopersicum (tomato)
Lineage: Eukaryota; Viridiplantae; Streptophyta; Magnoliopsida; Solanales; Solanaceae
Source: RefSeq, a predicted model, not a curated record